This is a messenger RNA of Coregonus sp. 'balchen', 8342 nucleotides long. The record is from the annotation of a GenBank genome assembly. Lineage: Eukaryota; Metazoa; Chordata; Actinopteri; Salmoniformes; Salmonidae.
AUCAUUGUGGGGGUGAUUCUACUCUACUACCUCCUGGGGAUCAGUGCCUUUAUCGGGGCCACAGUCAUCGCUGUCCUGGCCCCUGUGCAGUACUUUGUGGCUACCAAGCUGUCUCAAGCACAGAAGAGCACUCUGGUAAGUAAUAUGCUAUUUAGCAGACACUUUUAUCCAAAGUGACUUACAGCUAUGCAUGCAUACAUUCCUAGUCCCAGGAAUCAAACCCACUAUUCUGGCGUUGGAAGCACCAUACUCUACCAACUGAGCUACAGCAGGACCCAUCAUUAAGCAGUUAGCAGUUUGAUAAACAGCGUUCUGUGUGGACUUUGACCUAGCACUGUUCCAAGGAGACCGACCGCACUGCCAUCUAACAACCCGUAUGUAUAGACUGCUCCAUGUCUUCCUUGUGGAAGAGAUUAGAAUAGAUGUCAUACUGAUGAAUUAUGGUAUGUGAUCCUUUGACAGUACGCAGGCACGCACACACACACACACACACACGCACACACACACACACACACACACACACACACACACACACACACACACACACACACACACACACACACCUUCAGCUAGAACCCUUGGAUAACCUUUGGUAUCUUACUAAUACUUUUAAAAAGUUGAUUGUUAUGAACAAUGAUUAUUUUUCAACCAUAAGCUGUUAAUUAAUCACAAAACAUGUCUUUGAGCUUUGUUUGCCUCUCUCUCCAAUCACUUUGCUCAUUCGCAUAAUGCCAUGCUACUGUAAUAAUGGUAACACUUUACUUGAAACCCAGUGUCAUAACACAUUAUGAAACGUUCAUAACCAUGUCAUAAUAUGUCAUAACAGCUGACAUAACUUGUCAUAACCUGUCAUAAUAUGGUCCUAACACUGUCACGAUGACCGAUAUAUAUACACCUGUUGUGACAUGUAUUGCGUUAUUUUAUGGCUGGGUAUGACACUUACAUAAGAGUGUCAAAACCCACAUUUAUUCAAAUACGUUUGAAAGUUUGUUUCUUAAAUCUUUGUUGUUGUUGUAAUGAAUUCUUUACAGUCAUGUUUUUUUCAUCAUAUUUUAAAUAACUUGUAGAAAAUUCAUUUUAUGACACUGUCAUGAAGCAUUAUGACCAUCCUGUGUCACUUUACUUGGACUAAGAAAAUGCACUUUAUGACACUGUCAAGAAGCAUUAUGACCAUCAUAAUCAUAUAAGCCAGAUAGGCCUAUCAUGCCCUUAUGUCAGCCAUCAGUCAAAAAGAGGGUGUCUUGUCCUGCUGCUAAAAUAUGUUCCUGCAUUCAUCCCAGUCAUUAGCAACAGAGCAUUGGGGUAGGUACAUGUCUGACAUCAAUGUGUGCGCAAUUACAAUGAUAAUUUAAUAUGGUCAAUUUAAAAAUGUUUUUAUAUAACAUAAACAUACUGUUUACAAGUAGGCUAUGGUGUAAUGGAAUGUUUUGCCUUGUGUAGUAGGUUUUGUGGGUUUUUACACUCUUAUAUAGGUGUCAUAACCAGCCAUAAAAUUACACAAUAUAUGUCACAACCGUUCUAAAUAUAUGUGUCAUGACAGUGUUAUGACCAUAUUAUAACAGGUUAUGACAAGUUAUGUCUGCUGUUAUGACAUAUUAUGACAUGGUCAUGACCAUGUCAUAACCUGUUAUGACGCUGGGUGUCACGUAAAGUGUUACUGUAAUAUAAAUGUGUAUCCCGCUCGCUUAAUUGUCUGAGGUUAAAUACUAUAUCUUUCAUGCCAAUUAUUCUGUUCUGACAGGAGAACAAUUACCAGUAAUAAUUAACAGCUCUCUUCUCUUAUUCUUCUUCUCUUAUCACGACUACUCUGGUGUAGAAUAACCCCUGAGUGGUCAUCCUCCUCAACUUGAACCCUGAGUGGUCAUCCUCCUUAACUUCAACCCCGAAUGGUCAGCCUCCUCAACUUGAACCCCGAGUGGUCAUCCUCAACUUGAACCCUGAGUGGUCAUCCUCCCCACCUUGAACCCUGAGAGGUCAUCCUCCCCAACUUGAACCAUGAGUGGUCAUCCUCCCCAACUUGAACCUUGAGUGGUCAUCCUCCCUAACUUGAACCCUGAGUGGUCAUCCUCCCCACCUUGAACCCUGAGAGGUCAUCCUCCCCAACUUGAACCCUGAGUGGUCAUCCUCCCCAACUUGAACCUUGAGUGGUCAUCCUCCCCAACUUGAACACUGAGUGGUCAGCCUCCUCAACUUGAACCCUGAGUGGUCAUCCUCCCUAACUUGAACCUUGAGUGGUCAUCCUCCCAAACUUGAACCCUGAGUGGUCAUCCUCUUCAACUUGAACCCUGAAUGGUCAUCCUCCUCAACUUGAACCCUGAGUGGUCAUCCUUCCCAACCUGAACCCUGAUUGGUCAUCCUCCCUAACUUGAACCCUGAGUGGUCAUCCUCCCUAACUUGAACCCUGAUUGGUCAUCCUCCCUAACUUGAACCCUGAAUGGUCAUCCUCCCUAACUUGAACCCUGAGUGGUCAUCCUCCCCAACUUGAACCCUGAAUGGUCAUCCUCCUCAACUUGAACCCUGAUUGGUCAUCCUCCCCAACUUGAACCCUGAGUGGUCAUCCUCCCCAACUUGAACCCUGAGUGGUCAUCCUCCCUAACUUGAACCCUGAAUGGUCAUCCUCCCCAACUUGAACCCUGGAUGGUCAUCCUCCCCAACUUGAACCCUGAGUGGUCAUCCUCCCCAACUUGAACCCUGAAUGGUCAUCCUCCUCAACUUGAACCCUGAUUGGUCAUCCUCCCCAACUUGAACCCUGAGUGGUCAUCCUCCCAAACUUGAACCCUGGAUGGUCAUCCUCCCCAACUUGAACCCUGGAUGGUCAUCAUCCUCAACUUCAACCCUGAGUGGUCAUCCUCUCCACCUUGAACCCUGAGUGGUCAUCCUCCCCAAUUUGAACCCUGAGUGGCCAUCCUCCCCAAUUUGAACCCUGAGUGGCCAUCCUCCCCAAUUUGAACCCUGAGUUGUCAUCCUCUUCAACUUGAACCCUGAGUGGUCAUCCUCUUCAACUUGAACCCUGAGUGGUCAUCCUCCCCAACUUGAACACUGAGUGGUCAUCCUCCUCAACUUGAACCCUGAGUGGUCAUCCUCCUCAACUUGAACCCUGAGUGGUCAUCCUCCUCAACUUGAACCUGAAUGGUCAUACGAAAAGGAAAAGGGAAAAACAAAAACCAGAAUCUUCCUCAAGUGUCAGAAAAAUCUAUUACAAAACAAAACCAAAAAGUAAUCCUCAUUCAAUUACAAAUCAUUCAGAUCUACACACAGGAACCUGAGAGGACGGAACUGCUCCGGCCAUUAGUCUGGAGUACUCCAUGUGUGUAUUAUCCUAUAGGAGUGUAUUAUGGUAUAGGAGUAGUUCAUGUUUGUGUGUACUAUGGUAUAGGAGUAGUUCAUGUUUGUGUGUAUUCUGUUAAAGGAGUACUCCAGUCAUUCAGAUGUUUGUGUGUAUCAUCCUAUAGGAGUACUCCAGUGAGCGGUUGAAGAAGACCAAUGAGCUGCUGCGGGGCAUCAAGCUGCUGAAGCUGUACGCCUGGGAACACAUUUUCUGUCACAGUGUGGAGGAGACCAGGGGCAAGGAGCUCAUCAGCCUGCAGGCCUUCGCCCUCUACACAACCAUAUCUAGUAGGUUACCAUACCUCAAAUACACAGACCUCUACACAUCCAUAUCUAGUUUACCUUACCUCAAAUACACAGACCUCUACACAUCCAUAUCUAGUAGGUUACCUUACCUCAAAUACACAGACCUCUACAGAUCCAUAUCUAGUAGGUUACGUUACAGACCUCUACAGAUCCAUAUCUAGUAGGUUACGUUACAGACCUCUACAGAUCCAUAUCUAGUAGGUUACAUUACAGACCUCUACAGAUCCAUAUCUAGUAGGUUACGUUACCGACCUCUACAGAUCCGUAUCUAAUAGGUUACGUUACAGACCUCUACAGAUCCAUAUCUAGUAGGUUACGUUACAGACCUCUACAGAUCCAUAUCUAGUAGGUUACGUUACAGACCUCUACAGAUCCAUAUCUAGUAGGUUACGUUACAGACCUCUACAGAUCCAUAUCUAGUAGGUUACGUUACAGACCUCUACAGAUCCAUAUCUAGUAGGUUACGUUACAGACCUCUACAGAUCCGUAUCUAGUAGGUUACGUUACCGACCUCUACAGAUCCAUAUCUAGUAGGUUACGUUACCGACCUCUACAGAUCCAUAUCUACUAGGUUACGUUACCUACCUCUACAGAUCCAAAUCUAGUACGUUACCUACCUCUACAGAUCCAUAUCUAGUUGGUUACGUUACCUUUGCUUUAACCCUUUCACCAACUAAACACUUUUAAUAUGCUUAAAUUAAAUUAAGGACAACCCUCAAAUAGGUGAUAGACUUUUAGCAUGCAAUACAAAUAAUUGUUCAGAUCCUCACUAGCCUCUGUGGACAGGCAUGUAGCAGACCAAGGGAAGCUGAUUCACUCAUUGGAGCGGACAAUACCCUACAGUACAUAACAUUUUACCCCUCUCAACUCUGUGUCAGUCCUACUAGAGUUCAUAAAAUGUAUGAACUGUGGUAGUAGUUUCAUGUAAUGAACUCUAUGUUUAAUUCUGAGCCUUCUAAGUAAUCUUGUCAGUUCCUCCAAUUCUGCAAUCAGAUUUGUUUUUGUAAUAUGAACAGUUUCCUGCAUAUUAUGCAAUGGAUUGCAAAUUUGACCAAUCACCGCAUAAAACAGUAAUAUCACUGCAAUAUUAACGUAUUAAACUGUCCGAUCACCGCAGUACAUAAGGAAGGCUGACAACUUUAACCAAUCUCCACCCUUUUGCUGCAGAAAAUGGUUCAAUGUGUGUGUGCCUCUCUCAGUGCUGAUGCUCUAGCUUAGUCCAAGACAACCACUGCUGUAAGCCAUUCAGUUGAGCUGAGUUCCUGGAGAAAGCACUGUCUAUAGAGAGAGAGCCUGAGAUCCUGGAGAAAGUCACUGUCUAUAGAGAGAGAGCCUGAGAUCCUGGAGAAAGUCACUGUCUAUAGAGAGAGAGCCUGAGAUCCUGGAAAAAGACACUGUCUAUAGAGAGAGAGCCUGAGAUCCUGGAGAAAGACACUGUCUACAGAGAGAGAGCCUGAGAUCCUGGAGAAAGUCACUGUCUAUAGAGAGAGAGCCUGAGAUCCUGGAGAAAGACACUGUCUAUAGAGAGAGAGCCUGAGAUCCUGGAGAAAGACACUGUCUAUAGAGAGAGAGCCUGAGAUCCUGGAGAAAGUCACUGUCUAUAGAGAGAGAGCCUGAGAUCCUGGAGAAAGACACCGUCUAUAGAGAGAGAGCCUGAGAUACCUGGAGAAAGUCACUGUCUAUAGAGAGAGAGCCUGAGAUCCUGGGAGAAAGACACUGUCUAUAGAGAGAGAGCCUGAGAUCCUGGAGAAAGACACUGUCUAUAGAGAGGAGGAGCCUGAGAUCCUGGAGAAAGCACUGUCUAUAGAGAGAGAGCCUGAGAUCCUGGAGAAAGUCACUGUCUAUAGAGAGAGAGCCUGAGAUCCUGGAGAAAGUACACUGUCUAUAGAGAGAGAGCCUGAGAUCCUGGAGAAGUCACUGUCCUAUAGAGAGAAGCCUGAGAUCAUGGAGAAAGACACUGUCUAUAGAGAGGGAGCCUGAGAUCCUGGAGAAAGACACUGUCUAUAGAGAGGGAGCCUGAGAUCCUGGAGAAAGACACUGUCUAUAGAGAGAGAGCCUGAGAUCCUGGAGAAAGUCACUGUCUAUAGAGAGAGAGCCUGAGAUCCUGGAGAAAGUCACUGUCUAUAGAGAGAGAGCCUGAGAUCCUGGAGAAAGACACUGUCUAUAGAGAGAGAGUCCUGAGAUCCUGGAAGAAAGACACUGUCUAUAGAGAGAGAGCCUGAGAUCCUGGAGAAAGACACUGUCUAUAGAGAGAGAGCCUGAGAUCCUGGAAAAAGACACUGUCUAUAGAGAGAGAGCCUGAGAUCCUGGAGAAAGACACUGUCUACAGAGAGAGAGACUGAGAUCCUGGAGAAAGACACUGUCUAUAGAGAGAGAGCCUGAGAUCCUGGAGAAAGACACUGUCUAUAGAGAGAGAGCCUGAGAUCCUGGAGAAAGACACUGUCUAUAGAGAGAGAGCCUGAGAUCCUGGAGAAAGACACUGUCUAUAGAGAGAGAGCCUGAGAUCCUGGAGAAAGACACUGUCUAUAGAGAGAGAGCCUGAGAUCCUGGAGAAAGACACUGUCUAUAGAGAGAGAGCCUGAGAUCCUGGAGAAAGACACUGUCUAUAGAGAGAGAGCCUGAGAUCCUGGAGAAAGACACUAUCUGAACCAUACUGUCACGUGUCUAAUGGUGCCUAUGUGUCUCCUCGUUCUCAGUAUUCAUGAACGCAGCCAUCCCUAUCGCAGCUGUCCUGACUGUGAGUAUUCAUUCCAGUCAUAAACGCCUGUUCAUAUCUCAUAGGUGCCAUCCAUAAUACUGUCUACAGCCCUGGCCCAAAUAUCUGUCCUCCCUCACAUUAUUCACCAUAGAACAGCAUGUUCUGACCACAGUUCCCCCUCUAAAAAUAUUGUGUUUACUGUCCACUGGUCUGUGUAUUGUUCUCAGUGGAUGGGCGAUCCCUUUUCCCAAGUAAAGGGCACAGACUAGAACAGACUAGAGUGGUGUCACUCAGGAUCCAGUCAGUCUGGCAUGUUGACACUAUAAAGGAUGGCCAGUGACAUUUCCCAGGGACACCGUGGAGGUUUGUGACAUGGCAGGCCACUGUAAAUCCCAGUUAUAUUUAUGGUAGCUGGAGCCGUCAAGACAGUUGUUGGUGUGGUGACAAAUCCAGUAUGGCAGACAGACAGACAGACAGACAGAUAGACAGGCAGGCAGGCAGGCAGGCAGGCAGGCAGGCAGGCAGGCAGGCAGGCAGGCAGGCAGGCAGGCAGGCAGGCAGGCAGGUAGGCAGGCAGACAGACAGACAGGCAGACAGGCACACAGACAGACAGACAGACAGACACGCAGACAGACAAACACGCAGGCAAACAGACAGACAGACAGACAGACAGGCAGGCAUACAGAACAUAAGGAGAGGUCCUUGAAUGAGUGAAAUGUAUUUUGGAAAGAUACUGAGUGAUGGGUUUAUCCCUCACCCUUUGGAACACAAAUUAAAUAGAGAUAGAGAGAUAGAGAGAGAGAAAGGAUGAACUGAUGUCCUUGUGGAUGAGUGAUGUGUGUUUUGGAGACAGUGAUUUGCUUAUCAUUGUUAAGCCCUGAAAUGGAAAUUCUCAAAUUCAUCACAAACUAAAUAGAUGGUAAAAGCAUUUGCAUAAAUCAGUUGUAAGUGCUUGUCUUUCUGAGGGAUAUUUAUUAUUCAGGGCCAAAUCCUGUAUUGGAAGAUAUAUAGCACACAUUUCCCAUUGACAUCAAUGCAUGUUUAUGUAAAAGUUUGAGUUGCUAACUUACAUUUUGAAUCAGGAUUCAGACCUCACCCCUGGUAUACUGUAUAUGCUCACCCCUGGUAUACUGUAUAUGCUCACCCCUGGUAUACUGUAUAUGCUCACCCCUGGUAUACUGUAUAUGCUCACCCCUGGUAUACUGUAUAUGCUCACCUUGGUAUACUGUAUAUGCUCACCCCUGGUAUACUGUAUAUGCUCACCCCUGGUAUACUGUAUAUGCUCACCCCUGGUAUACUGUAUAUGCUCACCCCUGGUAUACUGUAUAUGCUCACCCAUGGUAUACUGUAUAUGCUCACCCCUGGUAUACUGUAUAUGCUCACCCCUGGUAUACUGUAUAUGCUCACCCCUGGUAUACUGUAUAUGCUCACCCCUGGUAUACUGUAUAUGCUCACCCCUGGUAUACUGUAUAUGCUCACCCAUGGUAUACUGUAUAUGCUCACCCCUGGUAUACUGUAUAUGCUCACCCCUGGUAUACUGUAUAUGCUCACCCCUGGUAUACUGUAUAUGCUCACCCCUGGUAUACUGUAUAUGCUCACCCCUGGUAUACUGUAUAUGCUCACCCCUGGUAUAUUGUAUAUGCUCACCCAUGGUAUACUGUAUAUGCUCACCCCUGGUAUACUGUAUAUGCUCACCCCUGGUAUACUGUAUAUGCUCACCCCUGGUAUACUGUAUAUGCUCACCCCUGGUAUAUUGUAUAUGCUCACCCCUGGUAUACUGUAUAUGCUCACCCCUGGUAUACUGUAUAUGCUGGUUACUGGAGUGAUACUAAUUGUUUUCUCUCCUCUCAUCUUCCUCUAGACGUUUGUGGUCCAUGUGCACAUCUCUGAGGAGGCUGACCUGUCCCCUGCUGUAGCCUUCGCCUCCUUGUCCCUGUUCCACAUCCUGGUCACUCCCCUCUUCCUGCUCUCCAGCGUGGUACGAUCCACAGUCAAGGCCCUGGUCAGGUGA